AUGUCUUCCCAGAGCUCAAACCCGCCUCUCCUCGAUCACAUCGUGAUUCUGGUCCCCCACCAAGUCCUCGCCUCCCUCCCCACUUGGCUCUCAACCGAAUUCACCAUCCUCACAGGCGGCCGGCACGCUGACGGCCUCACGGAAAACAAGCUCGUCAUCUUCGCAGACGGCACCUAUCUGGAAAUCAUCUCCUUCGUCGCGGGCAUCAGCCGGGAAGACCGCCUCAAGCACAAGUGGGGUCCGAAGCCGGACGGCACCAUCAUCGACUGGGCCUAUUCCCUCAAGGACGAGUCCGGCUUCGCCGAGAUCCAGAAACGGGUGCACGCCGCGCAGUCGCUGGCCGUGUACGAGGACCCCGUGCCCGGCGGGCGCAUCAGGCCGGAUGGCGAGGAGCUGAAGUGGGCCGUUGCACUCCCGGAUAGCGCUGCCGGGGCCGGAGCCGGAAAAGUGGAGAGGGGCGAGUUGCCGUUUUGGUGCUUUGACCGAACGCCGCGGAAGCUUCGUGUGCCGGAUCAUGUUCCCGAGAAUGUGAAGCACCCGAACGGAUCACUCGGAGUUCAUUCAGUCUCGCUUCACGUGAGUAGCGAGGACUUCAAGAAGGCCUACGCUGGCAUCAACGACCGCGCGGCGGAGGAGGGCGGCGAUGGUGUUGGGCGGUGGACGUUUGAUGUUCCCGUUCGUCAGUUUGACGAUCCUAGAUAUCUGAACGUUGAAACCAUCUCUAGCAAGCAGGGUUCUAGACAAGCUAUCCGCUUCGCUUUGUAUACCGCCGCGGGUACGACAAAGCGGUCUAUCGGCGGCGAACUUGGUGGGGGCGUCUCUGUUGAGAUUGAUUUAAUUCCCGUGUCCGGUGGCUCUUCCUAA
Colletotrichum tamarilloi is the source of this 864-nucleotide messenger RNA. Its product is annotated as glyoxalase. The coding region runs from base 1 to 864 and encodes 287 amino acids. The transcript has a single exon. Lineage: Eukaryota; Fungi; Ascomycota; Sordariomycetes; Glomerellales; Glomerellaceae. The record is from RefSeq and is a predicted model, not a curated record.